AUGGAUGAAUUGAAAACGAUUAUUCGUGCGCUAGCCAUAUCGAACGCGGCUAGUGGUAUAACAGUGUCCCAAUUGGAUGCGGAUUUUAAAGCCUUGGAAGGAUAUGCCAUUCCAUACGCCAGCUAUGGAUUUCAAUCGCUCGAUGGAAUGCUGCGGACAAUGACCGAUGCAAUACAGGUCAAAGGAUAUGGACUAACGGCUGUAGUUGAACCGCUCAGUAACAAAAAAUCUCAACAUGUCCAGGAAAUGGUAAAAAGGAACAAACCGGGCAAGAAAAAGCCUUUUGCUAACAACCGUAGUCAUGGUUAUCAACGAAAUUAUAGAAACAAUGCUUAUAGUCAUCCUUAUUAUCUUGAUCUUGAUGAUGGCCAUGAUGAUGAUGAUUACGACGAUAACGAGUUCGAUGAGGAAAUAAAACCCACAAGUCAACUCAGCUUUGACGAGGCGUAUAAUGAACGUCAAAAUAAACGAGAGGAAAUACUCGCCAAACUUGACAAACUGAAACGGAUUUCCGUACGGCCAUCCAACGGUGGGCUCGUCGUCCCCGAUAGCACCAAAACAACAGUAGAGACAAUUAAUUGCAGCAAUGAUCCAACAACCAAUGAACUAACGAUACCCGAAGAUGCAAUGCCUCGCAGCCAAAAGAUUGUAGAUACACUUCCCGGACAACUGCUGCAACCCAAGGCAUCCGCUAGAGUGGUGGUCACUUCACUUCUCAAUCCGAAGCAUCUCUAUAUACAUUUGGCCGAAAACACGGACAAGCUAACGCACCUAGCGCCACUCAUUGACCGCAUCUAUAGUACGAAGGCUACCGGAUACGAGUGGCUAAUACCGGACACGAUGGUACAGGUCGGUAUGUACUGUGCGGCAAAGUACCACAAUCGAUGGUACCGGGCACAGGUGAAGGGUCCGGUAAACUAUCUACGCGUGCUACUGUCGUACAUUGAUUACGGCUACCUGAGAUAUGUGCCAUUGGCGGAUGUUCGAUUUUUGGCGAAGGAAUUAGCUUCCCUACCAUGUCAAGCAGUUCGUAUUGCACUUACGAGCGGAAAUCUCUCCGGGGAAAACUGGAGUAAAGAAACCUGUGAACAGCUUGCCAAUAUGGUACAUCGGAAAGUGUUAAAUAUGGAGGUGGUUAGCGUUGAUUUGAAUGAAAACGUUUUGGACGUUAUACUUACCGAUCCUUCAAGCUGCUCGAACGGGCAUACGGAUUCUGACAAAAGCAGCCUAAAUCGGCAGCUUGCAAUGGCGCCUAGUAAUAUUGUGUAG
Messenger RNA from Anopheles maculipalpis, 1269 nucleotides. RefSeq names its product RING finger protein 17-like. The record is from RefSeq and is a predicted model, not a curated record. The coding region runs from base 1 to 1269 and encodes 422 amino acids. The transcript has 3 exons. Lineage: Eukaryota; Metazoa; Arthropoda; Insecta; Diptera; Culicidae.